Metarhizium brunneum ARSEF 3297 is the source of this 507-nucleotide messenger RNA. RefSeq lists its product as uncharacterized. NCBI's taxonomy places the organism in Eukaryota, Fungi, Ascomycota, Sordariomycetes, Hypocreales, Clavicipitaceae. The record is from RefSeq and is a predicted model, not a curated record.
AUGCCGCAAAUAAUAGAAGCAGAGCCCGUAUUCUACAUCUCGCUGAGCACAUUACAGCUCGAAACAGCGACAAAAUUCUUUCGCGCUAUCGAAUUCCAACAGAACAUGAAAUGGCUAUUUCCAAAAUCAACUGCAUUUCGCUUGCCAGGACUUAGCCACAAUAUUGCUCUUCUUCUCAUUGAAGAAGACCAAUUCUCUCAGUUUGUCCGCCCUGGAACAAAAGUCAUAAACUCGAACGAGACUACCGAGGUUAUCUUCACUAUAACUAAAGAAACCAAGGAAGAAGUGGACGAGCUUGUGAAAACAGCAGCUGCAGCUGGUGGCAAGGCGGAUCCUUAUACUGUCGAAACUAGCGGAGCCCAGUACGGCAUAUAUUGCAGGAGCUUCGCAGAUAUUGACGGUCAUCUUUGGGAAAGUAUAGCAAAUAUAGACGGGCAUAGUAUGUGGGAGUCCACGUCUUUGCAGGGAGAAAAUGCCGAGAAUAAAGGUAAACUUAAGGAUAAUUAA